Molecule: messenger RNA, 1118 nt
Organism: Telopea speciosissima
Lineage: Eukaryota; Viridiplantae; Streptophyta; Magnoliopsida; Proteales; Proteaceae
Product: auxin efflux carrier component 5-like
Exons: 5
Coding region: 15-1085 (356 amino acids)
Biological process (GO): auxin export across the plasma membrane; auxin polar transport
Cellular component (GO): endoplasmic reticulum; plasma membrane
Molecular function (GO): auxin efflux transmembrane transporter activity
Source: RefSeq, a predicted model, not a curated record
AAGAAUUUGAGGGAAUGAUAGGGUGGGAAGAUGUUUACAAGGUGGUGGUGGCCAUGUUUCCUUUAUAUGUUGCCCUAGUUUUAGGGUAUGGGUCUGUGAAGUGGUGGCACAUAUUCACUACUGAACAGUGUGGUGCAAUUAACCUUCUUGUUUGUUAUUUCACUCUUCCUCUAUUCACUUUUGAAUUUGCAGCCCAUAUUGAUCCUUUCAAAAUGAACUACUUAUUCAUUGGAGCUGAUGCUAUCUCCAAAGUUAUCAUUGUUAUAGUAUUAGCUUUUUGGGCUAAGUGUAGUAGUAAAGGAAGCUAUUGUUGGUCUAUAACAAGCUUCUCUCUAUCUACUCUCACUAAUUCUCUAGUUGUAGGAGUACCAUUGUUGAAAGCCAUGUAUGGUCAGAUGGCAGUGGAUUUAGUGGUACAAUCUUCUGUUAUACAAGGAAUUAUAUGGCUUACAAUUCUUUUAUUUGUGUUGGAGUUUCGCAAAACAAGAAGCGAUACAUUAUCGAUGAUUGCUGAUUCUAAUGCUAUAUCACAACUUGAAUCAGUGAAAGAUAUAGAAGGAAAUGGGCAGAUGGUAGCAAUAUCUAGACCUUCUUUGUGGUCUUUGAUGAAGAUUGUGUGGUUAAAGCUUGCACUUAACCCUAAUUCCUAUGCUUGUUUUAUGGGCAUGGCUUGGGCUUUUGUUGCCAACAGGUGGAAAUUUGAGAUGCCAAGUAUUAUUGAAGGAUCUGUAUUGAUCAUGUCAAGGGCAGGGAUAGGGAUGGCCAUGUUUAGUAUGGGGCUCUUCAUGGCAUUGCAGGAGAAGUUUAUGGCAUGUGGCCCAAGCUUAACAGUGUUUGGACUAGUUUUAAGGUUUGUGGCUGGUCCAGCAGCUAUGGCUAUCGGUUCCAUUGCUGUAGGGUUGCAUGGUGAUGUCUUGCGUGUUGCCAUUAUCCAGGCAGCCUUGCCACAAUCCAUCACAUCCUUCAUCUAUGCCAAGGAAUACGGGUUGCAUGCUGAUGUCCUUAGUACUGCGGUGAUCCUAGGGAUGAUACUUUCCUUGCCCAUCUUGGUUGGAUACUACGCAGUUUUAGAGUUUUUGCAUUGAAAAAACUCUGGUCUUAUGUGUUCCUCUGUAUUU